CCUGCUGUGCUCCCACGCGCACACACACACACACGCCCCACACACACAAAAUCCGUCGCCAGCAAACUCACGCACAGAGGUUUCAGUCAGUCUGAGUUAUUCAUCCACCGACAUGAGGACUGGAAGAGCUGUUUUUCUGGGACUUCUGCUCAUCUGCGUGGCUGCAGAUGCUGAGAAGAAAUCUGGACUCCUGAGGAAGCCCUCCUGCCCUGAAAUGGAGAUCGUGGCGUGCCCCCUGAACCUCGCUCCGGUGUGCGGCAGCGAUGGAAACACCUACGCCAACGAGUGCACCCUGUGUGUCCAGAGACAAGCAACCAAGAUGGACAUUUUGAUCGCCAAAGAGGAGAGCUGCUGACCUGCCCGGGAGAUGAUGUCACCACUAAGGGGACCAGUCGGGAUCUGAUUAUCGACCCAACAUCAGAUCCCAGCUCGCCUAAAUGUCUGUGUCAUGACGAUGAGUAAUAAACGCCAAUUAGCAGU
Acanthopagrus latus (yellowfin seabream) is the source of this 480-nucleotide messenger RNA. It is a transcript of the gene spink4, whose product is annotated as serine peptidase inhibitor, Kazal type 4. The transcript has 4 exons. The coding region runs from base 113 to 355 and encodes 80 amino acids. Lineage: Eukaryota; Metazoa; Chordata; Actinopteri; Spariformes; Sparidae. The record is from RefSeq and is a predicted model, not a curated record. Gene Ontology annotation, molecular function: protein binding.